AUGGUCCGUCCUACGGUCAAGCUUGCCACGUCUCAACUUUUCCAGCUGCGCUCGCAUACAGUGCCUCAGGAGAGACGAGUAUCAUUAGCAUAUGAACGAGCCAAAGCUAUAGCUCGACUAUAUGACUUUACAGCGGAAGACGUUUUGAAUUUAUCUCCCAAAUUUUGGCAGAUGCAUAUGGACCCUAUAUUAUGCGUGGAUACUGCUGCGACUACAUUGCUAAUUAUGCAAUAUAAUCUAUUCGCUGGCACAUUGGCUGUUUAUGCUGCCAAUAGACCUGACUUACAGCAAGUACUUAUUGAGGCUUUAUCUUAUCAAGUAUCCUGUCUGUUUUGCCUCACAGAAGUGGGCCAUGGAUUGGAUGCGAUUCACAUCGAGACCACGGCUACGCUACUGCCGGAUGGAGGGUUUGAGCUACACACCCCUAACGAGCAAGCUGCGAAACACAUGCCUCCUACAGCACCGGCAGGUCUACCAACUAUUGCCAUUAUUUUUGCCCGAACAAUUUUUGAUGCCGAAGAUAGGGGAAUCAAACCUUUCCUGGUCGCGAUAAACGAUGGUUAUGCUAUGAAUAGAGGUAUAUCUUGCAAAGUUAUCCCUUAUCGCGGUGGCUAUCAUCAUAUUAAUCAUGCGUUAACCUAUUUCGACCAUGUUUAUCUCCCGCAAAGUGCGUUGUUGGGCAGCGAUUCACUGCCUACCGAUCGUCGGAAUGCGUUUCUCGAAGGAAUAAACCGGGUUGCAAGUGGUGGUCUUGCCAUAGCUUGUAUCGCCAUUCCUUAUUUGCAGCUGUCGUCUUCUAUAGCUGCUCGAUACAGCCUGCGCCGUAAAAUCGUCGAUGCAGUAUCUGGAAAGCCCCAGCCCAUAAUAGCCUUGAGGACACAACAAAUCCCAGUCCUGACUGCUUUAGUCCAAUCGUUUGUGUUGCGAGCACUGCAAUCAGCAGUCAUUCGAGAGUUCGUAAAUCAUGAGCUGGACGUCAGGAUUCGUCAUGGUAUAGCCGCUAUUUCGAAGGUCGUCACCAUUCAACAAACACAAAGCAUGCAAUUAAUGUUGAGUGACCGCUGUGGUGCUCAAGGACUUUAUUGUCAUAAUCAAAUCAUCGAGUUGCAUACCUCCCUACGAGGUGCGGCAAUUGCUGAAGGAGAUGUACUGGUGCUCUCAAUUCGACUAGCCAGCGAAUUAUUGCUAGGAAGAUAUUCUAUGCCUCCUUCAACAGAACCCGACAGCCUUCUCGCCCGACACGAGGCAGGGCUAUUCAAAGAACUCGGACAGCUAUUAACAAACAUUACUCACCAUCGCAGCGAGAAAUUCAACAAUCUGAUUUUGCCACAAUGCAUGCCAUUGGUAGAAGCUAUUGGCCAUAGAAUGGCUUAUGAUGCUGCUGUAAAGGAAGGAGUUCCUUCUUACAUCAGUAAUCUCUAUAUCGCCAGUGUCGUCAAGCUCGACUCUUCUUGGUACGUUCAGCACGCUGGACUAACGCGACAGAUGCAAGUCGCGAUGGAAGAAGCCGCCGUCAGUGCUGCAUAUCCUUGUCUGCAGGGAAUGUUAGACCAAAUCGAUGUCGACCCAUACAUAACGGCUCCCAUUGUGUCGGAUAGGCAAUGGAGUGAAUUCGUAGACAGCUUGGACACUAUCGGAGGGGGAAAUGACUCCGGCAGGUCUUCUUUGUGUUCGACAUCGACAUCAUUAGACAAACAGAAUCUGGCACGCUUGUGA
Messenger RNA from Serpula lacrymans var. lacrymans S7.9, 1716 nucleotides. RefSeq lists its product as uncharacterized. Gene Ontology annotation, cellular component: peroxisome. Gene Ontology annotation, biological process: lipid homeostasis; fatty acid beta-oxidation using acyl-CoA oxidase. The coding region runs from base 1 to 1716 and encodes 571 amino acids. Gene Ontology annotation, molecular function: acyl-CoA oxidase activity; fatty acid binding; FAD binding. NCBI's taxonomy places the organism in Eukaryota, Fungi, Basidiomycota, Agaricomycetes, Boletales, Serpulaceae. The record is from RefSeq and is a predicted model, not a curated record. The transcript has 7 exons.